UUGGCUGGGAACUGAACUCAGGACCUCUGGAAAGAGCAAUCAGUGCUCUUAAUGGCAGAGCCAUCUCCAGGCUCUCUUGUAUUAUUCUUCACCACUUAUUUUUUCCUUUACUUUUAUGUUGAGGAAUUCCAUUUACAUCCUUAGGGUUACAAUGUAAUUGUAUUCAUGGGCAAUUAUUUUAAAUUUUUUUAACUUCUACUUUAUUGCAUGUGUGUUGUGUGCAUGUGUGUGCACAUGUAUGUGUGUGCAUGAGGAAGCUAGAUAUACUUUCCACUUUGUUUAUUGAGGCAGAGCCUCUCAACUGAUCUGAGAGCUUGGUGAUUUAGCUAGUCUAAGUUUACCGGCUUCCCUCAGAGAAUCUCUGUACUUGUCUCCUGAGUACUGUGACUACAGCCAGCCAACAUACUUAUCCAACUUUUAAAUGGGUCCUGCGGAUCUGAACUCUGGUCCUCAAGCUUAUGGGGCAAGAGAGCUUUAGUCACUGAACCAUCACCCCAGAUUUCACGAUAAAUUACUUUUGAAAAAAAUUAUUGGGGGCUGGAGAGAUGGCUCAGAGGUUCAGAGCACUGGCUGCUCUUCCAGAGGCCCUGAAUUCAAUUCCCAGCAACCACAUGGUGGCUCACAACCAUCUGUAAUGGGAUCUGAUGCCCUCUUCUGGCGUGCAGAUGCACAUGCAGGGAGACUAUUGUAUACAUAAUAAAUAAAUAAAUCUUUAAAAAACAAAUUAUUAGGCCAUCCCAGCAGAGAAGGCCCAGGCAGGAGGAUCUCUGUAGGCUUGAGGCCAACCUGGUCUACAUAGCGAGUUCCAGAAGCUAGGACUACAUAGACCCUAUCUCAAAAUACAUAUGAAAGGUAUCUAUUUCUAUUAAUGUGUAUAUAUGGGUGCCUAUGUGAGUUUAUGCGACUAUAUUCACGUAGGUGCCCUUAGAGACCAGAAGAAGGUAUUUAAGGAGAGUUACAUGUGGUCAUGGACCAUCAUGUGGACACUGGAUAACUGCAAGAGCAAUAAAUGCUCUUAGCCACUGAGCUAUCUGUUCAGCCCCCUUAAAGGCGAAUUCUUUGUUGUUGUUGUUGUGUUGUUUUAUUUUGUUUUCUGAGACAGGGUUUGUCUGUAGACCUGGCUGUCCUGGAAUUCUGUAGACCAGACUGACCUUAAACUCACAGAGAUCCACCUGCCUCUGCCUAGGAUUAAAGGUAUGUACCACCACCACCUGGCCUCAUUCUGUAUUCUUUUAAUAGUUUAAACUUCUUCAUAAAAAAUUCUAGAAGUCACAGCUACAAUUUUAGAGGUAAGACUAAUGGGAGAGAGAGAUGGUUGAGCAUAUGAUGUAAGUAGAGAUGGCUCUGGUGUUUGGUGCUGUCUCCAAAGAACAAGCGUGUCAGCUCUUACUCUUUCCUUUUCCCAGUCUCCAGGCUUCUUUGCUUAGAACGUAACUGCAAUGCAUAACCUUCACCUGAAUUUAGGACGGUGAGUGGCUAAUUAUAACAGUAAUGUGGGGCUGGCAAGAUGGCUCAGAGGUUCAGAGCACUGACUGCUCUUCCAAAGGUCCUGAGUUCAAAUCCCAGCAACCACAUGGUGGCUCACAACUAUCCGUCAUGAGAUCUGACGCCCUCACAGUGUACUCACAUACAUUUAAAAAAAAAAAAAACUUAAAAAAAAACCAACAGUAAUAUGCUUAUUGAAGAAAAGCUUAUUUUUAGGUUAGACAGGGAAUAUGCAUGAUUAUGCUCUUAAAAACUUAAGGCAAUUGAAUGGAAAACAUGGAAUAUGUAAAAACACCACAAUUAAUAGAGCCUGAUGAAAAAUUUUUUAAAAAGUAAGUCCCACUAAAAUCCUGAAAUAAGUCAUUUGAUAUUACUUAAAAUAAGUUGGGCAUUCUUUAAAAAUUGAAAGUUGAAAUGAGAAGUAAGUCAUUUAUUCUUGCCUUCAUGUAAAAUUUAAGUAGUGUUAGGGUCCAAGAAUCGCUAAAGAAUGAUGCCCCACACUUAGAUAGUAUGCAAAAGCAAAGAGUGUACAUGCAGGGGUCUUCCCAUUUGGGAAUGGAGAUCUCUGGUGGCCUCGCAGGCCCAACUUUUAUUGUCAGGAGAAUUCCAGGGUGGGAUAUGUGCCCUUUUACCUUGAUUGGUUAGCUUUAUCUCCAGGGUCUGACUGAUUGUACAAUUGAUUAGGCUCUGGAGACUUUCCAGGGGGUUGCAUACUCCUUCUGGCUAUCUCUUCUUACUUCAUGCCAGAUGACAAGGUGUCCUCAGAUUGGCUGCCUGAGGCUGUGGUUGGCUGAUCACAGGUUCCUGGGCCAGUGUUCUCAUUUCUGGGAAGCAGAAACUUAGGCCUAUUCUCAUUUUGUAGCUUGUCAUGGAGUCAGUCUGCCUCUGGCUAGCUCAGUCCUUGUAGUAGCUUUAGUUGUUGACAGAAAGUUUUUCUUUUUAAUAUCUUUAUGAGUAUGUUUGAGUGCCUGCAUGUAUGUCUGUGUACCACUUAUGUGCUUGGUGCUGUUCGAAGUCAGAACAGGGUGUUGAAUCCCCUGGGACUAGAGUUACUGUCAAUUGUGAGCUACAAUGGGUGCCUAGGAACUGAACUCAAACUCCGUGCAAGAGCAAAAGUACAUAGAGCUGCUGAGUCAGCUCUCUAGUCGCCAGAAAGGUUUUCUAAGGAAAAUUCCGUAAAGAAACAUAGAAUCAGAUAAUCACCAGUUUGUGACUCCGAAAGAAAUAAGUGAUGAGAUAUUGAUCACUAAUGAAUAAAACUCCUGGAUUAAUUUAAAGAGAGAAUCUCUCAGCAAGGGGAUCAGGCUUCAGUUCCCACAGACAUUUGUGUAUAUUCUGUGCAUGAAGUAUGUGCUAAAUAAAUAACAUGGACAGAACAUUUUGCUAGAAAUGCAGAUUCUGCUUCUAAUGUAGGGUUGCCAGAUUUAGACCAAACAAAAUUCAAUUUGAAUUUCAAAUAAGCAGUGAAUGAUUUCUUUAGUAUUAAGCUACAUGCUUUGAAACACACUUAUUUUUUCUUUUUAAAAGAAGUCAGAGGAACAGAAAGAAAAAGGGGGUAAAGUUUGUGUUGGGGGAGGGGACAUGAGAGUGCCUUUCAAGAAAACUUAAGCAUAAUAAUCAAGUGUAUGGAACUCGCUUAGAUUCUGGUUUGAACAAAAUUUAUUUUUGUAAAAAGAUAUUCUAGAGCCAGAAAGUUUAUUGGGUAAAAACAUUUGCCACAAAAGUCUGGCUACCUGAAUUCAAUCCUGGAGCUCUUGUGGAUAAAGAGAACUGACUCCCACACUUUGUCCUCUGACCUCCACAUGCACACCAUGGCAUGUGGCUAUCACACACACUUGUAUAUAUUUAAAAAAUAUUUGAGCUGAGCAUUGUGGUAUAUACCUUUAAUCCCAGCAUUCUGGAUAUAGAGCCAGGAGGAUCUCAGUAUGUUCAAGGCCGUUCUGAUCUGCAUAGCAAGUUUCACAGGGCAGCCAAGGCUACAAAGAGAGACCCUGUCUCAAAACAAACAAAAAUUGAUAAAAAUAUUUAUGGCUAUGGACUGAGUAUACGAAAACAGAAUCAUAAAGGCAGGCGGAUUUCUGAGUUCGAGGCCAGCCUGGUCUACAGAGUGAGUUCCAGGACAGCCAGGGCUACACAGAGAAACCCUGUCUCGAAAAAACAAAAAAAAAAAAAACCAAAAAAAAAGAAAGAAAGAAAGAAAGAAAGAAAGAAAGAAAGAAAGAAAACAGAAUCAUUUUAAAUUUUAUUAACUAUAAUAAAUCACAUAAUUAUGGUUAUUAUAUAAACAUUUACACUUAGAAAAUGAAUUUACAGAUGAAAUGACAUAUCUUCAAUUUACUUUAAAAUAUAUUUCAAGAAAGAAAAAAUGAAUCAAGGAAGCAAGUGUGGCAGAUUUUCGUACCUGAAGAGCUAUGGGGUGAAUAACGUGUUAUGGUAUUAUGCUAUUAUUAUACUAUGCUAUUAUACUAUGUACUUUUGUGAUACUUGAAUUUUUAUUACUUUUAAAUGCUGUAGGUGCUUACUGUGCCUAUUUUAUACCAAGCACCUGGUAGAUACUAUAAAGAAUCUAUCACAAAUACAUUUGAACAUGUUUGUAGAAUAUAUUAGCAUACCUAAUUUCAUGAUGUACUGAAGUCUUAGGUUUUAAAUGUAAAAAGAGGGCGGAGGGAUAACUCUGUGUUGAGUGCUUGCCUAGCAUGUAUAAGGUUUUGGGUUGGUCUCUAUCUUAGUUGGGGUUUCUAUUGCUGUGAAGAGACACCAUGACCAAGGCUACUUAUAAAGGGCAAAAUUUAGUUGGGGCUGGCUUACAGUUUCAGAGGUUCAGUCUAUUAUCAUCAAGGGAGAAAGCAUGGCAGCAUCCAGGCAGGCACUGGAGGAGUUGAGAAUUCUAUAUGUUGUUUCAAAAGCAAACAGGAGGAGACUGGCUUCCAAGCAGCUAGAAGAAAGUUCUCUCAAAGCCCAACCCCACAGUGAUACACUUCCUUCAACAAGGCCACACCUAAUAGUGCCACUCCCUGGGCUAAGCAUAUUCAGAAUACCACAGUCUCUAACAUUGCAGAAAACCCUAAAACAAGACAUAACACAAGAGUCAUAGUUGUUAAAUAAUUUGACCAUGUAUGUCACCUCUGCUUGGUUUCAAUUUCUUUUUUCCUUUCCUAAGAUUUAUUUACAUAUAUGAGCACCCUAUUUGCGUGUAUGCCUGCAUGACAGAAGAAAGCAUCAGACAGAAGAGGGCAUGAGAUCCCCUUAUGGAUGGCUGUGAGCCAUCACAUAGUUGCUGGGUGUUGAUCAGCACCUGUAGAUGAGCAGCCAUCUCCACAGCUCUGCUUCUCAGGGUCCUAGCAGAGCUGGACUGGAUGCUGGUUUAUGCCCCCUAAUCUAGUAAUCUGUAUUAGUACUCUUUGGUUUACCGAGUUAUUUAAAAUGAAGAUCUAUCUUAUUUGACAUCUUAAAAUAAGAAUACCCUCUGCCUUUACAUUUUUUUCUUUUUUUUAAGUAUUUAUUUUUUUAUUAGAUAUUUUCUUUAUAUACAUUUCAAAUUUCAAAUGCUAUCCCGAAAGUUCCCUAUACCUUCCUCCCGCCCUGCUCCCCUACCCACCCACUCCUGCUUCUUGGCCCUGGCAUUCCCCUGAUGCCUUUACAUUUUUAGAAUGAUUUCUUAUUGCAUUUUAAUUUACUUUGUGUGUAGACAUGUGUUGCAUAUUGUAUGUGUGGAGAGGACUGCUUAUGGGAAUUGACUCUCCUCUCACCACUGAGCCAUUGUUGCUAGCUCUCCACCUUAUUUUUUUAGACAGACUGGAGCUCACCUAGACUGGCUGGCCAGCAUAGAGGGUCUUCCUGUCUUUGUUCCCCAGGGAUUACAGACAUACUCUGUUACACCUAGUUUUGCGGGUGUGUGUGUGUGUGUGUUUUGUUUAUUAUUUAUUUACAAACCCAAAUGUUGUCCCCCAUUCCCUCUCACAGAAUUCUUUUCUCCAUUCCCCUCUCCAUUUCACUUCUGAGAGGGUGCCCCUCACCCUGUAUCCCCCUACCCUAAGGCAUCAAGUCUCUACAAGAUUAGGCACAUUCUCUCCCACUGAGGCCAGACAAGGCUACAUAUGUGCUGGGGGCCUCAGACCAGCCCAUGUAUGCUCUUUGGUUGGUGGUGAGACAGGAUUUCUCUAUGUAUACCUUUAGCUUACCUGGAAUUCACUCUGUAGAUCAGCUGGUCUCAAACCUACAGAAAUCCACUUGCUUCUGCAUCUUUGAGUGCUGGGAUUAAAGAUGUGUGCCACCACUGCCUGGCAUAACCUUGUUUUUAUGUGGGUGUUGGAGAUCCAAACUUAAGUUUUCAUGCUUAUACAUCAAGCACUUUAUCCACUGAGCUGUCUAUCCAGCUGUGAAAUAUGCUUUUUUAAAAAUUAAUUAUAGGGUCAUGGAGCUGGAGAGAUAGCUCUGUGAUUAAAGAGCAUUUGCUGCUCUUGGGAAGUCCCAGGUUCAAUUCCCAGCACCCACAUGGUAUCUCAGUAACUCCUUGGUAGCACAUGUAACUCCAGUUCUAGGGGAUCCAAUGACAUUUUGUGACCUCUGAGAGCAUCAGGCACACACACAUGAUGUACAGAUGCACAUAUAGGUAAAAUAGUAAUAUACGUAAAAAUUGUAAAUGGUUGCAUAGUUUCAAAUUUAAACACAAGCAUAAUACUAGGUCUUGCUUCGGUAAUGGAGACAUCAGUGAAAUACAAGUCACAAUAGAAAAGAAAGUAACUACCAACAUUAUUGCCAUGUAAUAGUCUACUUCUUUUGCUUAUCCACUAGUAUUACCCAUUCCCCUUCCUGUAAGAGACUACUGUCAUUACUUGCACAAUCUGCCAAGGAUAUGCCUGAUAAGCAAAGAUAGAGUUCCAUUUUGGAUCAGUUAACUUUCUCUUUAACAAAUGAUGCCUGUAUGAACUAGUCUGUACUUAGCAAUAUAUUGAAAAGCUUUUUCUUUCUUCAAUAACUAUUGGAGAGUUAAGUUUUGUAAUUGCUUCAUAGUAUUAUUACACUUGAAAGACAACUGUAAUUUAGCUAGUCUUCAUUGCUUUGCACUUACCAAUAGUGAUAUAAUGACUUUGUACUUCUGUGAUUUUACAUUUAUACACAGUAGCUGUAGGAUGCUUCUAGAGCUAGGUAGUGGGUAGUUGCUGGAUAGUGAAUUUGCCUACAACAUUUUUCUAUUUAUGUAUUUAUUUUAUCUUAGUUUUUAGAGACAGGGUUUCUCUAUUGUAGCCCUGGCUGUCUUACUUUGUAAACCAGGCUGGACUUGAAUUCAGAGAUCUGCCUGCUUCUGCCUCCUGAGAGCUGGGAUUAAAGGUAUGUACCACUAGUCUUGGCUUAAAACUUUAUUUUUAUAUGUAUUUAUUCAUUGUGUGAGUGAUAUGUACAAAUCACAAUAGGAAAGACAGCAGCUAACACUUCUUGGUAUGUAAUGGCCGACUUCUAUGUACAUAUAUUAUAUGUGUACGCGUUUGUAUGUAUGCAUAUACUUGUGAUGAGCAGACACCAGAAGAGGACAUCAGAUGCCUCAGAAUUGAAAAUAUUGGCAUUUGAAGGUUGCCCAGUUUGUUAUGUGGGUCCUGGGAUCUAAACCCCAUUGCCUGAAGAGCAAUCACUGCUAACCUCUGAACACUAGCUCCAGAGCCCAGCGCCUUGCUCAUACUAAGCAUGCACUCCACCACUGAUGUCCCUCCACAGCCUUUACAUUGGACUUUUUGACAGAGAUAGAUCAGUAAGUAAAAUUAUCAUCUGAGUAAAACUUUCAAUGCAUCUAUCCCCCAAAUCUGGAAGUUUAUUUUGUUUGUUUGUUUUGUUUUGUGGCUCAGUGGUAGAGUUCAAAUGUUUUUGUUUGAAGUUGCAGGAGUAAUUCUGAUGUUUGUUUCAGGUGUUAAAGAAGGGAUGAACUUUUGUAAAAUGGAAUGCAAUUACAGAGAAGCAUGUUAAAUUUGAAAACAACAGAACUAACUGUAGUGCUCAUAAAAGUGGGAUGGUGCCGGGAGGUGGUGGCGCACGCCUUUAAUCCCAGCUCUUGGGAGGCAGAGGCAGGCAGAUUUCUGAGUUUGAGGCCAGCCUGGUCUACAAAGUGAGUUCCAGGACAGCCAGGGCUAUACAGAGAAACCCUGUCUCAAAAAACCAAAAAAAAAAAAAGAAAAGAAAAAGUGGGAUGGCUGCAGCUGUGCUAGAAGAACUUCCAUGGCUACUUUAAUCUACAUAUUCAAAUUACUGCUAUUUUAAAAUUAUUAUAUCUUUCUCUUCCCAUGAUAUUAUAGGUUAUACAAGUGUUUCAAAAUAAAUGGUUUAGUCUCGUUUACUUAUUGGGAAUGCAGUAGAGGCUGUGAUUAUCAGAUUUGAACUGAGAAAUGUUUGCUAUGGCACCAAGGGAAUUGGUGUGCAAAAUACAGAAUCUUAUGCCGCCUGGGCAUAGCACUAACAGUCUGUUCCCAGGGGCUAGCUGAACCAAGUAGAGAGUGCAGCUGCUUAGUAUUUACUUAAAUCAAAACACUGAAGGGAGAAUAAGUUCUAUUCUAUUCUAUUCUUAAAUGCUAGGUGGAUAAAGUAGGAGAAAUACAGAAAUAAUAAUAGCAAUGGUAAUAACUGCCAACACUUAUUAAACAUGGAACAUUGAAUGUGUCCUAGCCAUUAUGCUGGGUUUGUUUGUCUGUCACUCAGAUGGGCCUCAGACUUGCUCUCUAACCAAGAAUAUCUUGAACUUCUAAUCUGCCUGUGUUUACCUCCCAAGUGUUAGAAUUACAGGUCUAGUUACCAGGCCUAGAGUUUUGCAGUGCUUGGGAGCAAACCUAUGGGUUUUUUUUUAUGCAUGUUAGUCAAGGAUGAUAUAAACUGAGCCCCAUCCCUCAACCUCUGGUAUUUCUUUAUUCAGUCAGAAGAAUUUAGGGAUUCUGUUGUCUUUUUUUCCUCUCCAGUGUCUUGAAGCAAGGUGUUAUUUUAUACUCCAAACCAACUUCAAACUUUGUAUAUAGCUCUGUUGCUAGGGCUGACCUCAAAUUCAUUGCAGCCCUCUCUCUGUUUAAGUGCUUGGACUACAGGUCUACACUACCAACCCACCCCACAUAUCUUUGAGGGGUGGAGGAGGUACAUAUACCCAUGAAGGUGAUAAUGAGUGGAUCUCUUAGUUGCUCUCUGACUUUGUGUGUGUGUGUGUGUGUGUGUGUGUGUGUGUGUGUGAGAGAGAGAGAGAGAGAGAGAGAGAGAGAGAGAGAGAGAGGGCGGGGAGGUGGGGACAGAGGAGAGAGAGAGAGCUUUUCUUGAAUCUGGCACAGGAUCUUUCUGGAACUUUUAGACUAGACUCAGGCAGUCUGGCUAGCCAGAGCCUCCUAUUUGCACCUGCCCAGCACCACAGUCACACACUACCAUGCCUGCCUUUUCUUCAUGUUUGUAAGUGAGAAGGUGCUUUACUGACUGAGCUGUCUUCCCCAGGCCCCAAAUAUCUUUUUAAACAAAGGAAAAACAGGGUCUCAUAGCCCAGGCUGGCCUUGAGCUUGCAGUGAUUCCCCUAGGCUCAGUGUUGGGAGUUUAGAUGCCCAGCUUCUGUGGCAUCCUAAUGCAAAGUAGAAAAACAAUGAUCUUCUGCAAACACACUAAGUGAUUGUGACUUGUUGCACACGUACACCUCCUCUGUAGGGUUGUGUGAUAAUGAACAACUACAUUGCCAGAGCAGUGGCUGCUGUGUAUUAAAUACUAGAUGUUGUCAUGGUGUCUGAAGUUUUCAAAUACAUCAUGUAUUCCCUGGUAGGGGCCAACUUGUUCAUGGUAGAAAAACACAGUGUCUUUCUAGUAAAGACAGAUAUUCUAGGUAAGGGAAAAGCCAGGAAUAAAGGGAUUGGUCAUUUUAGUUUUGCUACUAUGUAAGAUGUUUGGAGGUAAAGUGAUAGAAAAAAACAAACAAACCCCCAAACCCUACAUCUAGAAAUGAAAAUCUCAUUUUGGGGAAAAGCUCUUAAGCUGUCUUGAAAAGAUGGGUGUAGCACACACACAGCGACAAGUGAUGAGAAGGACCUGGCAUUUUCGUUGCUGGUAAGAAUGAAAAUAGUACAGCCAGCUUAAAAGGUAGCUUGGCAGUUUAUUAUAAAACUACACAUCUUAUACAAUCCAGUAAUUAUGCACCUUGACAUUACAUAACGGAGUUGAAAAUUAUGUCCACAUGAAAACUGCAUUGGUAUUUUUAGAAGCUUUAUUCUUAAUUACCCAAAUGAUAAGCAUCCAAAAUGUCCUUCAUUAAUUGAACAAAUAAAUAAACCAGGACACACUCACAUGUGGAAUGGGUUUUUAGCAGUGAAAAGAAACAAGCUAACAAGCCAUAAAAAGACUUGGAGGAAAUCUAAAUUAUGAAAUGCAAAGGCCAGUCUAAAAGCUGACAUGCCACAUGCUUCCAGUGAUAUGACAUUCUGGAGAAGGAAGAUCUGUGGAGGCAGAAAAAAGAUACAUGCCUUUAAUCCCAAUGCCUGAGGAGGCCGUGGCAGGCAGAUCUCUGUGCAUUGGAGGUCAACUUAAUCUACAAUUGUGGGUUCCAGGACAGCCAGUGCUACACAGUGACCCCUGCCCCACUCUCCAUCUGCCUCACAGAUCAUUAGUUACCAUGAAGUCGGUGAGUGGGAAGGAUGAGGAGACAGAGCACAGGAGUUUUGGUGCAAUCAGACUUCCCUGUGUUACUCACAUAGAAAAUACAUGAAUUGUUUAUUCAAAUUCACAAGUUCUCUAACACUAGAUAAGAACUCUAACUAAGCUGUAGGCUUUGGGUAAUGAUCCUUUAUCAGUGUAGGUCCAUUAGUGGAGAAAAGAGUACAUGUGUGAGACUAGAUAUUUGGCAAAUUUCUGUAACUUACUACUAAGUUUUUCUGUGAACCUAAAAUAGCUCCAAAAUCUUAACAAAGGACAAACUUUCAGAAGUGAAAUUGUAGUUACUGUUAUAUAACAAUCUAGCCCCAAACUUGGUAGCUCAAAACAAUUGUCCUUUAAUUUGCUCAAAGCUCUGAGUGUCAGUGAUUUGGACCAAGCUUAGUAGUUCUUCACUUGAUCUCACUCGCAGUCAUUCCUAUGGCUGUAACUGUCUAGUGCAGUGGUUCUCAAUCUCUGGGGUUCUCAGCCCCUUUAGGGGUGAAUGACCCUUUCACAUGGGUCACCUAAGAUCAUUGGAAAACACAGAUAUUUACAUUACAAUUCAGAACAGUAGCAAAAUUAGUUAUGUGGCAAUAAAAAUAAUUUCAUGGUCACCAUUCCAUGAGGAACUAUAUUAAAGGGUGGCAGCAUUAGGAAGGUUGGGAACCACUGCUCUUAUGGCAGCCCUCCAGUUGGAUAGUCUUAGGAUGGCUUCUCUUGCACCUGGGUCUUUUGGCCAUCAAAGUAGUAGUGGUAGUGCAUGAUCCUCCGGCUAUUGGCUAGACUUCUUAACAUGGCAGUAGAAGAAUUCUCACAGCAGUAGAAGCUAAGGUGGCUCUCCAGCCUUUCAUGGCAGUCUAUUUCACUGUAUUCUAUUACUCAGAAGAAGUUAGAAGGCCAUUGUAGAUGCUAAAGGAAGAGAACUAUACUCUGCCCUUGAUGGAAGAACUGUAACAAUUUUGCAGAGGGGAAACCUACUACUAACAGAUGUCAGAGUCAGGAUAGGGAGUGUUGCUUGGACCCUUUGGUCUUUUGUUUUGCCUAAUUAUUCAAAGAUCCUUGGUUGUCCUUGUUAUCCUGUCGUUCACACACACACACACACACACACACACACACACACACACACACACAGUCUCUGUCUCUCUGUUGUCUCUCUCUCAGAACAAAAAUAAAUUAAAAUGAAAGCAAUUUUCAAUAAUUAAUUGAGUUUUUGAAAACUCUGAAGGAUCAAACCAUUUUGAAAAAGAGAAUAUAAGGGGCUGGAGCGAUGACCCAGUGAUUAAGAGCACUGGCUGCUCUUCAAGAGGAUCGGGGUUCAAUUCUAAGCACCCACAUGGCAGCUCACAACUCUAGUCUAUAACUUCAGUAGAGAUCCAUUGCUCUUUUUUAGCCUCUGUGGGCAUGUCAGAAUACAUGACGUGACAUACAUGCUGACAAAACACUCAUCCACAUAAAAUAAGUAAACAAUAAUUUUGAAAUUCUUUUUAAAAAGCUAGGCAUGGUGGCUCAUGCUUGUAAUCCUAGUGAUUGGGAAGUCAAGGCAGUAAGACUACACAAGCUUGAGGCCAGUCUGGACUGCAGAGUCAAUGCCAGACCAGGCUAGGCUAUACAGGCUGUACAAACAACUAAGCAGAGGGCUGGGGAGACCACUCAGUAUGUACUAUUUUUCCAGAGGACUCAUGCUUAGGUGCUAGCACUUCAGCUCCAGGGGAUACAACACUGUUUUCUAGCCUCAGAGGGCGCUACAGUCACGCACUCACAAGCAUAAAGAUAUUGAUGAAAUAGUUUAAAGUACAAUUUAAGUUCUUUUUAAUAUCCUUAGGAACUUGAGCUUGAUUAACAGGAGUAGUGGAGACCUACUCAGAAUUCUGACUGUAAUAGACAAAGAUUUUGUAUUAAUUACCUCAUCAUCCGUUAGUGUUUAAUUAAAUUCCUAGUGUUUUAAUGAAAGUCGUUCAAAUUUGCAUGUGUAGUAUUAAUUUUCUAGGGAAAUUAUUUGAUUGAUAUUUUGUUCGGGUAGAUAUCUGUGACCACCUUUUAGAAUUAUCUAAAAUACUGAAUGAGUUGAUUCUGAAUUGGUUGUUUUUACUUCUGUCUUACUUACCAGUACACAGCCGAUUAAAAAGGCAUUUUUCUCUGAACUGUGUUCCUUUAUAAUCUUUGAGGUUGCUAUUUUAUUCUGCUGUCUGUUCUGAAAGACUUCUUAGCCUUUGUUCAUUAAUCUUAGGAAGCAGGUGUGCAACAUGCCUUGCCCUUAAGUGGAACAUCUAAAAUUAGUCCUGCUACAAUCAGUGGCUGGGAACAAAGUUUCAGCCGUGUCUUGCAUGUGUUAAGCAGAUACUGCAAAGUUAGAAGAAACUGCCAAGCAAUAAAAUUCAUAUAAACCUGGUCAGGAAAUGGCAUCCUGGUUAUAUGAGUGUCUUUGUGAGGCUGAGCUUGCACAGUAUUAUCCUCAUUUUACUGCGCUUGGCCUUCAAAAAAUAGAUGAAUUAGCCAAGGUUACAAUGAAGGACUACUCCAGAUUGGGAGUCCAUGACAUGAACGACCGCAAACGUCUCUUUCAGCUUAUCAAAAUCAUUAAGAUUAUGCAGGAGGAAGAUAAAGCCCUCGGUAUCCCAGAGCAUCCUCUUCAGGCAAGCAGCCUGUACACCAAGCCUCGGGAAUUCAGAUCUGGGCCCCGAAGACAACUGCAUUUUGAUUCUCCUUCUGCCAGCAAAGAUAAAAUGGCCAACAAUGAAACAGGCAGUUUAUCCAACUUCUCUGUGGAUGAGCAGAAGUCCACUUACCUGAAAGUGCUGGAGCACAUGCUACCAGAUGAUUCCCAGUGCCAGACAAAAAUAAGAGCCCCGGAUGCCUCUGCUGCUGAUGCUUCCAUGCAAACGGAAACCAACGCUCCGCUCUUUUCAUCAAAUUACUUCUCUCCACAACUGGGAAAUUGUGAUAUUCCCGUUAUUCAAAGAGUCUCUCAUGUGUCAGGGUAUAACUAUGGAAUUCCUCAUUCUUGUGUCAGGCAGAUCACCUCAGAGAAUCCUUGGACUGAAAUGGAGAAAAUCAGAGUUUGUGUUCGAAAACGGCCUUUAGGUGUAAGGGAAGUACGUCGUGGAGAAGUUAAUGUUAUUACUGUAGAAGAUAAAGAAACUCUGCUCGUACAUGAGAAAAAAGAAGCAGUUGACCUUACUCAAUAUAUUCUUCAGCAUGUUUUUUAUUUUGAUGAAGUCUUUGGUGAGGCAUGCAGCAAUCAAGAUGUAUACCUGAAGACUGCUCACCCCCUCAUUCAGCAUAUUUUCAACGGAGGAAGUGCCACUUGCUUUGCAUAUGGACAAACAGGUGCGGGGAAAACCUAUACCAUGAUAGGAACUCAUCAAAACCCAGGAUUGUAUGCUCUGGCUGCCAAAGAUAUCUUCAGGCAGCUGAAAGUAUCCCAGUCAAGAAGGAAUCUCUUUGUGUGGAUCAGCUUCUAUGAGAUCUACUGUGGACAACUUUAUGACCUCCUAAAUAGAAGAAAACGGCUCUUUGCAAGAGAAGAUAGCAAGCAUGUGGUACAGAUAGCUGGCCUUCGAGAGCUCCAAGUGGACAGUGUGGAGCUACUCCUACAGGUGAUCUUAAAGGGCAGCAAGGAGCGCAGCACAGGGGCCACUGGUGUCAACGCAGACUCCUCCCGUUCCCAUGCUAUCAUCCAAAUUCAGAUCAAAGAUUCAGCCAAGAGGACAUUUGGCAGGAUCUCUUUCAUUGACUUGGCUGGGAGUGAGAGAGCAGCAGAUGCCAGGGACUCAGACAGACAGACAAAGAUGGAAGGCGCGGAGAUCAACCAGAGUCUUCUGGCUCUGAAAGAAUGUAUCCGAGCACUGGACCAGGAACACACCCACACGCCUUUCAGGCAGAGCAAACUGACUCAGGUCCUGAAGGACUCUUUCAUUGGCAAUGCCAAAACUUGCAUGAUCGCCAACAUCUCCCCAAGCCACAUAGCCACAGAGCAUACAUUGAAUACCUUGCGCUAUGCUGACCGGGUGAAGGAACUAAAGAAAGGCGUUAAGUGUUGUGCUUCAGCUACCAGUCAGAAUCAGACAUCUGCAAACGCCUCUCCAAAACGAAUUCAGAGCUCCCCUGUCACCCUCCCCGGGGACAAGUGCUCCCCCAAAAAAGUUAAGCUGGGACUUCAGCAGUCACUUACUGUGGCCCCAGGCCCCACAAAAGUUAAAGCCCAUCCUUUGGCCAGCCAUGUUCCCAACGUCCCCUUUACCUCUGGACCUAAAACCCCUGGUAAAAAAAGUAGUUCCCGAGGGAGUCCCACUCCAGAGUGGGACAUGAAGGCUAGCCCUCGCAAAGGAACUACGAGAUCUGGCCAUUCGAUAAAAAAGGGAGCAGAGUCGGCACCACUGUGCUCUGAGAAAAGUCAAAUUGGCAGCAAGAUUGCUGUUGGGUGGGAGGGCAGGGCCUCAGACCCAGGAGAAGGUCUGCUGCGUGUCAGGCUGCCCACGAGAGGGAAGAAGGUGCAGCCAGUCCAGCCAGUGCAGAAGCAGCUCCUGUCCCGACCUCGGCUCCUUGCUAACAGCCACCACUUAGAAGCCACUCAGGACAGCAAGGUGGGCACACCUGCCGGGCUUGCCCCCGAAGCCUGGACAAACCCCAUUCUACAGCAAAAGGAAAGGGAGGAGCAUUUGCGAUUCUACCACCAGCAGUUCCAGCAGCCACCGCUCCUCAAGCAGAAGCUAAAUUACCAACCCCUGCAGAGGCUUUUAUGCCAGCACAGGCCUUCAGAAGGUCGGCUCCAGAGUGAGACUGGCUUUCCCCUCCACUCUAACCCUGAGAACCGUGAUGGAGCCCAGGCUGAGGACCUUGAUGACAGUGACUUCAGUGAGGAUUCUUUCUCGCACGGCUCCAGUCAGCCGGCCAUGAAACAGGGGAGCACAGCCUUGGAAAGGAGCGGAAGUUCCUUCUUCCUUCAUCAGGACAGGGAGCACAGCCCUGAGGAGCAGGCAGCAGAAAGGCAGCAAUGUUUGCUUUUCAGCUCUGAGACGGAUGGCAGUAAGAAGCGGCCAGCUGACAGCUGGGUGUAUUCCAGGGACCCCAUCAUCAGCCACAGAAGAGGAGCACUCAGUCAAAGCCACAGCCCAAGUAUGGUAUGCCCAGACUGGAGCAAGGAGGAAGACUCUGCCUCCUCAGGACCUUCUCCUAAGGACAACCGGGCCCAGAAACCUUCCUCUUCACAGGUAGAUUUUGUGCAUCACCAAAAACCGGGUGAAGCUCAAGUCUCUGACAUCAGACUGGAGGCCUUCACAAGUGAGGUUCCUGAGCAAGCUGAGGGCAGCUUGUCAUCCCCAUCCCCGGAAAAUGGGCUGUCUUUUCCACUGUCCCAUGUGGCUGUUUCUGGAUCCCCAGACCAAAGAGACAGAGUCUGCACACCAUUAAGAGAAGUCAGUGAAAACAGAGUGACUCACACUCCAGGAAGAGUGAACAGCAGCACUCCUUUCCAAGAGGACUCUGGAGAGCAGAUACAGAUGUGUUCUGCAAAUGCUUCUGGACUCAUGGCUCCCCUCACUAUGUCCCUCCUGGAGACCCCCUGUCAUGAGGACCUUUCGUCCUUGGAGCAAAUUGCCCAGGAUGGAGCUGGCUAUGGUUUCAUGGCUGAGAUUGUAGGAGGGCCAGCAGCAGGACACACAGUCCCAUCUUAUGAUCAAGAGGCUGCUUUGCCAGUGUCUUCAGCUACUGAGUGCCUAUGGCUAUCUUCAUCUCCCCCUGACAAUCGGCCUAGUGGUGAUCUUCCAGCUCUGUCCCCGUCACCCAUCCACCAGCAUUCACCUGACAAAUUGCCCGGUAGAGAGGCCUACCAGACCAGAAGGCCAAUACUCUUGCCUGAGAAUCAUAUGGGUAGUAAGCUAUAUGAUGACCGUGCUGAAGAGACUGAACUGGGGGGCUCCCUCACAUUCCCCAGAAAGCCGUCCUCCAACAUACAUGCCGGAGUACCCUAUUCUACACCUUUCCUCACCUCAUGUACAGGAAGUAGUAAUGGAGUUGGCCGUCCCUGGGCCCAGGAGAGAAAACAUCCUACAGGGGUUAGCUGCCAGGAGCUUGUUUCCUCUACAGAUUCCAACAAGCCUCAUUACAACGAGGACAUCGCAUGGCUCAGGCACAGGCCAAUCUCAAGGUGCUUAGAUUCAGACUCUCCUGUGGUCCCCAGCUGUUCUUCCAAGGCCUUGAGGACAUAUUGUCCACUUACACCGGAGCAGGCACAGCAGGUGAUUAUCCGUGCACACAAAGAACAGCUGGAUGAAAUGGCUGAGCUGGACUUGAAGGAGGAGACCUUAAUGACCCAGAUGGAUUCUAAUGAUUUUGAAGAUUUUGUGACCCAGCUGGAUGAAAUCAUGGCUUUGAAGUCCAGGUGCAUCCAAAGUCUGAGAAGCCAGCUACAGCUCUACCUCACCAGCCACAGGCCCGCUGCAGCCCCCGAAAGAACUGUGGUGUCUUAGAGCAUGUCUCACUCUGGAUGGACACUGCUGUGCUCUCUGGGGCUGGAAGAGGCUCUGCCAGGGCCUUCCUAAAAACGACCCCUCCCUGUCCUGCCCCUAGGGUCAACCUAGCCAUACAUGGCCUUGGAUGACCCACUACUCAGGGACAGACCUCAUCUCAACUCCCAACUACAGGGCCACCUGUAACAAAGUACUAGGCUGAAAGCCUUCAUGUCCCCUUUUAUUUGGGGCUCAGAGUAGUAGUCACUUUGCCAACCUGCAUCUGUAGGGACUUGGUCUAUUAACUUUGUAGAUGUCCUAAAUUUGAGGAUAAGACUAGGAUGUUUAAUGUUAACUUGGACAUCGGAGGUCAGAGGUUAGGGAGCACAAGUUGAGCCAACAGCCUUAUUGCUGACAGUGCCUUUCUGUCUUCAAAGACACUGGUACCAGCCAGGCAGUCAGGUGAACUCCUUCCCAGCAGGGAGUGGAAAUUUAGUUUUGGAAAUUAUAAAAUGAACAACUCUUUUUUUGUUUUGGUUUGGUUGUUUUUGUUUUGGUUUGGUUUUGGUUUUUCGAGACAGGGUUUCUCUGUAUAUCCCUGGCUGGCCUGGAACUCACUUUGUGGACCAGGCUGGCCUGGAACUCAGAAAUCCACCUGCCUCUGCCUCCCAAGUGCUGGGAUUAAAGGCGUGAGCCACCACACCUGGCGAACAACUCUUGAUAUCUUUCUUAAGAGCACCUGAGGUCCAGGGUAUGCUUUUAGUUUCCUUCCCUGCAAUCCAGCUUUGAGGGUGCCAACAGCAGCACGGUUUUCUCAUUAAUUUUUCUUUUUUGCUAAAACAGCAGGCCCAUGUCAGUGUCUGCCAGCCCUCAUAGUUCUUGUGGCAGGUCCUAGCUCCUGUCUAUGACUCCUCAUUCCCAGUGCCUCUGAAUGAUUAAACAGGCUGGGAGAUCUCAGGCAAGUCUAUUGCCAAGGCUUGAGUGGUCCAAGGUACUAGGCCAGCAACACUCAAGGGCCUUUGCUACGGGUGUCUUGGGACUGAGUCUACAGUCAGCAGUCUGAAUCUUCUGACACAGCAACAAACACACAUCUCUUCAAAUGAGUUCUUGCUGUAUUGCUGUGUGUGCAGGACAGAUGUUACCAGGUACCCUCAAAUCAUUCUCUACCUUAUUUUUGAAGCAAGUGUCUCCCUGUUGAUCUACCCAGACUGAUUAGCCAACAAGUCCAAAAUUCUUGUCUCUCCCUUCCCUUCUCAGACCACCGCUCCAGGCUUUCUUUUGAGACAGUGCCUCUCUAUGCAGUCCUGGAGUUCUCUAUGUAGACCAGCUCACAAAGUAGUCCUGCCUCACAAAUGCCAAGAUUAAAGAUGUAGCAUACACCAUUACAACCAGCUACUCCAGGCUUUCUACGCAGUUCUUAUGCUUGUACCACAUACACUAACUGAACCAUCUUCCCAUCUCUUGUAUCACCUUUUAAACAGAGAGAACCCCAAGGGAAACAGCCUCCAAGAGUCCGUUAGUUUCAUAGGUCUUCCUGAGUUAACCUGAGAUUCAUGUGUCACAGCCUGGGCCCUGAAGCCAUUACCACAUACAUUUAAGAACUCUAUGGUUUUAGGAUGUUAUAUUUAAAAAGCCAAGAUAAGCCAGGUGUGACACUGUUCAUGUGUAACCCCAGCAUCUGGGAUGCUGAGGACUAAAUUCAAAGGAAUUAGCCGGGCAGCAGAGGAUUAUGGUCUAAACCUGGACUAUAGUGAGGUCUGGCUCUAUAAAAGAGCUGAAAGGCUUGUCUGGCAGCCACGGGCAGUGCUUGAACUGACCACCAGAUGGCAGCCUGUUCCUAGCUUAAGGCCUCUCACAUAACCACUAAAAAUCAGAGGCCAUUCCCAACCAAGAACACCAAAAGGAUGUGGGAUUCUACUAAAGAUAAGUACUAGAAAUUUUAAGGAUGAACUGUCAGCUAUAGGAGCACCACUGAGAGCCGGGGAAGCACUUUAACCUUGCCUGUGACUGGUAGUAGUCACAAGCAAAGGGACUUGACUUGUCAUAUUUUAAAGGAUACCUCAAAACCUGUAUACCCCUUCUCCACUUUAGCAAGAAAGCAUAUACCCUUGUUCCACAGGCUGCACUAGACCAGGUUUAGAGAGUCUGUAUUUAUAAAACAAAAAAAAACCAAAAAAACAAAAAAAAAAAGAUGAGACAGGAUGGCCAGCCUCUGAGUCCCAUAGGCCCUCAGUGGGAAAAGGAUACUGAUAUGAAAGGGACAACUAGGCUCUGUUCCAGGCCAGAAAUGACUGUGCUACCCGUAAUCUACCCACUGUCCUGAGUCAAACCAUUUUUCAAAAUAAAGAGGUUAAGGCAG
This is a messenger RNA of Mus musculus (house mouse), 18921 nucleotides long. RefSeq names its product kinesin family member 24 (gene Kif24). The record is from RefSeq and is a predicted model, not a curated record. Gene Ontology annotation, biological process: negative regulation of cilium assembly; cilium assembly; microtubule depolymerization. The coding region runs from base 12513 to 16583 and encodes 1356 amino acids. The transcript is spliced from 13 exons. Gene Ontology annotation, cellular component: centriole; centrosome; protein-containing complex. Lineage: Eukaryota; Metazoa; Chordata; Mammalia; Rodentia; Muridae. Gene Ontology annotation, molecular function: ATP binding; microtubule motor activity; identical protein binding.